Molecule: messenger RNA, 5821 nt
Organism: Culex pipiens pallens (northern house mosquito)
Lineage: Eukaryota; Metazoa; Arthropoda; Insecta; Diptera; Culicidae
Exons: 8
Coding region: 368-3367 (999 amino acids)
Biological process (GO): signal transduction; positive regulation of GTPase activity; regulation of Rac protein signal transduction
Cellular component (GO): intracellular anatomical structure
Molecular function (GO): GTPase activator activity
Source: RefSeq, a predicted model, not a curated record
CGUCUUGAUCGGCUGAUGUUCUUGCUAAAUUGAGAGUGUCGUGAAGGAUUCGUUAUCAACAAAUAUUUACACUCGGAAUCGCUAUCGUGAGCCCUCGCCAGUGAGUGAGUCAGUUCAAGUGUUCAACGCUGGCGAUGUAGUUGUUUCACGGUGGUGCUGAAAAGGCUGUGAGAGCAGUUAGUGGUGUACACAAUCGGUGUGUAGUGUAGCGGAUUUUGUAAUUAUUAUUUUUAUGGGAAAAGAAGCAACUGCAACAGCAGCAGCAUCAGCAACAUCAAGCAAAGCAGAGUGGAUUAAAUGAGUCUGGUGGGACGGGGAAGCAGAGUGGUGCUUGUUGGAUGCAGAAUCAGAAUCUAGUGCGCGAUAAAUGAACAGGAAUAUGAAACGACAGCUGGAAAAGUUUAAGGAGGAGAUCAAAUCGAAUCUGACGAGAUCCAGUAAAUCAGAGAAGAAUGCCGACGGUUUGCAAGAGGUGGAACGCGAGGUCGAUCGCUACAAGGACAUCCUUCAGAACCUCAACAAACGGAUAGCGACCACUGUGUCCGCCGGCCAGCCCCAGGAUGCACCGGCCAAAGAGAAGCGCAUCCGUAAGGUGCCAGAAUUCGUCCUGGGCCAGCUGAUGGAGGACUCCGUCAAAGAUCUACCCCCAGGCCUGUUGCGGGACGUACUGGACAAGUGCGCCCGCCUGGAAAAGACAGUCGCGUCGGAGAUCAUCACGAACGAGCUGAGCGUGGAGAACUCGGUGAGCAAAAAUCUGAACGACAUCAUCGAGCGGCACCUGGCCACCAUCCAGAAGCAGAAGCGAACCGUCGGCAAGUGCGCCCAGGAGUACGAGGCGACCCGGCAAAAGUAUGAUUCCGCGCAGCGCAACAGCGACCAGCUCGGCGGCAACCAGGCCAAGCUGACCCAGCUGAAGGACGACCAGGAGGAGCUGCACAACAAGCUCGAGAAGGAGCGGGACCUGUACGAGUCGUACAUGUACGAGCUGCUCGCCGAGGAGGAAAACAUCGCCAACUACGUCAAGGAGUACGUCAAACACCAGGAGCUGUACUACACGUCGGCGCUGCGGGAAAUCCAGAGCACCAUCAACAGCAUGGACGGGUUGUUCCGGCGGAACAACAAGCAAAUCUUCAAUACGCCCCUGCACGAGCAUUUGAAGGCGACUGAUCGCAAAAUCGCUUACGUCAUCGAGCUUUGCGUUUGCUGCCUGCUGGAGAAAGGCCUCUACGAGGAGGGACUGCUGAGGGUUGGCUGUGCAUCCUCCAAACUGCGCCGCAUGAUCUCGGCGAUCAACGCCAACUACGUCACUCCGCCGCUGGCGGACAAGUACGCCGAUCCGCACGUGACGGCCGGCGUGCUCAAAAAGUACCUCCGCAGCCUGCCGGACCCGCUGCUCACGUUCGAGUUCUAUCCGGACUUUGUGGCGGCGGCCCAAAAGCAGAACGAGUCGGCACGGAAGGCGGCCAUCUUGAACAUCGUGAACCAGCUGCCGCGGGAAAACUACGACAAUUUGCGGUAUUUGAUGAAGUUUUUGUCGUACCUGUCGGAGAAGAACCAGGAGAACAAGAUGUCGCCGCAGAACAUUGCGAUCGUGAUGUCGCCGAAUUUGCUGUGGUCGCCGAACGAGAACGAGAACUACAUUGACCAGGUCAACAGUACGGCGACGGUGAACACGAUCGUGGAGGCGUUGAUCGCCGAUUGGGGGUUCUUCUUCGAGGGGGAGGUCAACUUUUACGUAAGCAUGAGCCGGGACUCGUUGUUCCCGGACAAUGGUGGGUUUCCGGUGGAUAAGGAAAUGCCGGUGCGCGGUGGAGGAGUUCCUAACGACUACAUGUCCAAGUCGAUGAUCGUGACGACGACGAUGGGCGGGAGCCAGGACGAGGUGCGGUACUACAACAGCGGCGGAGGAGGAGGGACAGGUGGUGGUGGUGGAGGUGGGACCAGUACCGGAAGCAGCUCCCAGAAACCCUCGACAUCACAUUCCCGCAGCAGUAGUCAUGAUACUAGUCUUAUUCUAAUCAAUAGCAACGAUCAGCUGAACAAGCAUCGGAGCCAGUCAAACAGUUCCCUCUCGGAUCAUUCCAGUCCGCCGCAGGAGAGCAGUCCGAAGCCGACGGUGCGGAGGAAACACAACAAGCAAGCGGCGCCAACUCCGCCGGACAGUCACCACAAGCAGAACCACAACGCGUCCAACGCCCGCGAGCUCAACCAGAAGCUCAACCAGUCGAACGCUGCGGCCGCCGCCGGUUACUUCAAGCAACUCAACAGCGGUCACGUGGCCGCCAACGACCGGGAAGACGAAGGCUUCCAGUCCCUGCAGCAUCACGCGUACAAACAGGCCCAGCACGAGUACAACUCCGACCGGCAGCCGAUGAUGCGCGCCGAAAGUCACGACAAUCUGCUCAAGCUGAAGUCGUCGUCAACGGUGGCCACUCCGGACAAGGUUCCUCCGCCGAGGCCGGCCGCGGUUCAGAUCGGGGACAGCCAGACGUUGAACCGGGGUGGCAAGGCCAGCCACCAUCACCAGAACCACAACAACAGCAACAACAACAACCAUCACCAAAACAGCAAACUACCAAAUGCUCCCAAUUGUGAUAGCACUAGCAGUAUAAGCAAUAAGGAAAACAAAGAGAACCACCACCAGCAGCACCACCCGGCCCGGCCGACGUGUCCGCUUCCGGUCAAACCGGUCGCCCUGCCCCGCACCACGAUCAUCGUAGCCAAGACACCCACCCCAACCGGUGGUCCAGCGGCUCUGGCCCCCGACGACGAAAGUGGUUCCGCCACCUCCGCCGGUGUCAUCCGGGAAAAACCGGUCAUCCCGGAGCGACCCGCCAUCCUGCUGCGACCACAGAGCUUCAAGGGUUCCGUUCCGGAGAUUUCCCGGGUGAGUGACGGCGGCUCGAGUGCGAUGAGUGCCAGUACGGGUUCGCUGAAGAAGGCGCAAAGCUUCCGGGGCGAGACGACGGGUGGGGUCAGCAAGGAGGGUGGGGGACACCUGGAGCGGACGCAGAUUUACAACAUCGACAAGCAACAGGUGGCGAUCAUCGACGUCGUGGACAAAAAAGACAAAUCCGGAUCGGUGGCCAGUUUGACGGUGACGACGGUUCCGGAGGGGAUUCCGCCGCUGGCGAUGAUGGAAUCGACGGGUUCGCUGGGCAGUGAUCUGGCGUCGCCGACCGUGGAGGACAGUUUGAGCGCAACAAAUGGCAACGUCACAACAACAACAACAACAACAACAACUAGUCUGCAGCACGUGCCCCAAUCGCCACGUGGCUUCGAUCAGGCCAAAAUCAAGCGACCUCAGGUGCCGGCACCGCCUCCGCCGGUUGGGCGGCCAAAAUCAUCCGAUUCGACGGAUUUAUAACAGUGUGAGAUACUGAUCUAAUCGAAAUGGGUAUUUAUAUAAAAAAGAGAGAAAAUCAAGAAAAACUUGCCACGAGAGAAAUCCCGCUCAAACGCCCGAAAUUGCAAUGGAAUCGACGGACGUUCCCCGGCUGGGGCUUUCGUGGCUCGUGUAAAAACAAGUCAGAUAGCUUUUAAUUAAAUUUUAUUAUUUUAACCUUUUCCCCCAUCAACCCUCCUCUAUUUUAGCGCGACCAUUUUUGCUUCCCCUUUUUUCCCAUCACGCCCAAUUCUAAAAGAAAAAAGGUCCGUACUUUUUCAGUUUUGCAUUUUUUUUUUUGGUUCACGCUCCCCAUUUUUAUUUUUUUCAUUUCGACUCCUCUAAAUUUGAAAAGUGCAUUCUAAUUGAGCGCGACAUUGUUGCAUGGAACCGGCGUUGCGCGUUUUCCAAAUGGGACGGCGUAAAUUGAAAUCGAACGAAAACAGGAGUGUCCACUGCUGCUGCUGAGGCACUAGAAAUGGGUCAUCGUUUAUUUUGCGAGAGUGAACAACUGUUCACGAGUUUUUUUUGUUUUGUUCGCUGUUGAAACAGCUGCUGACCGGCUGCAAUGAUGUAACAAAAAGUUAGGUUUCCAAAUUGUUGAGUAGAUUUAUUCGUUUAAUAAAACAAACCUUUUAGAACUGAGUUUUUAUUUUUUUUUUAUUUUAUGAAACUGUGCUGCAUAUUACAAAUAUGUUGGUUGUGUUACCCGCUGCUAGGUGAAUCGUCACUUUACUAGGAAAUGUUAGUAGAAAUUUGUUACCUAAAUAUGAUUGUUAUUACGUACCGGAAGGGUGGAAGAGCUGCUGGAGAGGGGAAAAAGAUGCUGGUAGAAGCGAUAUUUGAAGUUUAAUGAAUUUUAUGAUUUUUUUGUUUGAGUCUUUUGUAUAAAAUAAUCCUUUGUUUAUUUAUUUUGUGUUGAAAUAAAAACCAGUGAAAUUAAAGUGUUAAAUGCUAAGCGUUUUUUCCACAUAAUUUAUUUUUGUUAAACUCAGAUUGUUUAACGUUUAUGGUCGUGCAAUCUUUGAUGAUAUACAGUGCGCUAUUUUUUACGUUAAGUCUAUGUGCAUAACACUUAUGAAAAAUUGACGUUUAUUUAACAAUUUUUCGCACCUUACUCGGAACCCAAUUGGCUGGAGUUCGCCCAGCUUUAAACCUCUUUAAACCAAGUGUCUGAUUGACGGUUACGGAUUUACUAAGAUCAGGAAUCAAUCGCUCAUCGCCGAUUAAAAUUUUGCGCACAGCGCUACAAAUACACGAACUCCUAUCCCGAACAGACGGUAAUCACAAAUUCAUGCCAUUUCAAUAACAAAUACUGUUAAAAUAACAUAAAGUGUUAUGGAAUAUUCUUGCAAAACCCAUUUUAGCAUAAGAGUUGAAUAACAGUUUAUGUUAUCAUAACAAAAUUUGUUAUUGGUCUGAUAUUGAUUGAAAGCAAAAACAACUUGGGAAUAACAUUUUCACUUAAAAUGUUAUUAGUCUGUUAUUACAAUAACAAUCCAAUAACAAAAAAAUCAUAACGGCGAAUAACAAAUCUUGUUAUAAAUAACACAAAAUGUUAUUGGCCUAGUAUUUUCAAAUAUCAACAAAUGUUAUUCCCACGUUAUUUCCGUCUGCUCGGGUAUUCCAACUCUGUCCGUCGACCACAGUCACAAAUAAAUAUGCUCAGAGAGAAGAGAAUCUAACAAAAUACCAGCGCGGCGCUCUUUUGGCCUGCACUACCACAGUUUGCCUUCAAUUUUAUUUUGGCAUGGUGAAAAUUGCUGUCAAAUGUUUCAACUAUUUAAUCAAUGAUCAAAACAAAGCCGAUCGCAAACUACUUUGAGCAAGCUUUGAGCCACCCGAUUGGAGUGGGAGGGAGAGCAAAAAAGAGAGUUUUCAGUAGCGAUUGGUGUGGAUGUGACAAACUGUAGGAAUUCAUGAGCACAAUUUUGCGUCGCGUUCGAUUGGUGCUCGCGACUUCUUGAGCAAUCAGGACCCUUGCUUUUAAUCAAGUCUAAUGACAUUUUCAGCACAACUAGUAAGGGAACAGCAUCUAAUUGUUGCCAUUUCAGCACUUGGACAGCUGGCUACAGCUGAUAAAUAGCACAAUAGGAAGUGAGCAAACAAGUUUCUAUUAUCAGUUUCACAAAAUACGUUGUUUAAAAAGCGAAAAUUAGCAAAUUGGAUGGACUUGGGUGAACAUUUAAUAAAAUUUGUUUACGAGCGAACGGCUGAGGCUUGAAAAAUCGUCCAAUGCUAUACAGUCAUGCCCCGGUUUUAACUCGUUCAGCUGCCUCGGAUAAGUACGCCCCAGUGCUUAACUGAAGCACAGAACUUAUGGGACUCACAAAAAUACGUAUUUUUGAAAAAUCAUUCAAAAUUUAAUUUUUUCACGAUAUGGGUAUUAAAUGAUCGGAUUUUUUUCAUACAUUUCGAAUGUAAUAACAACAUUUU